Messenger RNA from Papaver somniferum (opium poppy), 814 nucleotides. RefSeq lists its product as uncharacterized. The record is from RefSeq and is a predicted model, not a curated record. The transcript is spliced from 3 exons. Lineage: Eukaryota; Viridiplantae; Streptophyta; Magnoliopsida; Ranunculales; Papaveraceae. Bases 212 to 778 code for a protein of 188 amino acids.
ACUGAGAGUGAAGAGGAAAAUCAGUCGAACUCAGUGAAAUCAUAUUCUGGAUUUUGUUCCGAGAGGGAGAUAGUGAAGAUCGUGAACUCGCGAAUUUUUAGCACAUCAAGUUUAUCUGAAUAAGAGAUGGGUUUUAUUCCUGACUGUUAUAGGUGUUUCUUGUAUUGACUGGCGGUCGGCAGAGCUUCAGGUUUCAUUAGAGGUUUGAGUGAUGGCGGAAAGAAAGGGUUCAGCCCUACUUCUUUUUUGGGCGAUUGCACUUAGCUUGGGGGCCUUUGGGUUUUCAAUUGCUGCAGAACAUAGAAGGAGUACAGGUUCAAUUCUUAUGGAUGAAAAGACGGGCGGAUGGUACUGCGUUUAUAAGUCAGAUAUAGCAACUAGUUACGGGGUUGGUGCAUCUUUGUUUCUGUUAGCAAGUGAAUCACUAAUUAUGGCAAUUACUAAGUGUAUGUGUUUCGGGAAACCUUUAGCACCUGGGAGUAGUCGAACUUGGUCGAUUAUGUAUUUUACAUGUUCGUGGAUGACUUUUUUGGUUGCGGAGGCAUUGAUUAUUGUUGGGGCAACGAAGAAUGCUUAUCAUACUAAGUAUAGGUCGGUGAUUUAUGCGCAGGAUUGGACUUGUGAAACGUUACGCAAAGGUGUGUUCAUUGCUGGAGCUGUGUUUGUCAUUGUUACAAUGAUUCUUAAUGUGUUUUUUUGUAUGUACUUUGUGAAGGCUACAACUCAGAUUACUCAGACAACUGAAAACCCGACUGUUGAAAUGACUACUAACCCAUAGGCAGUGACGGAGGUAUACUGAGAAUCUGAGGUGUAG